Nannospalax galili (Upper Galilee mountains blind mole rat) is the source of this 5145-nucleotide messenger RNA. It is a transcript of the gene Atp11a, whose product is annotated as ATPase phospholipid transporting 11A. NCBI's taxonomy places the organism in Eukaryota, Metazoa, Chordata, Mammalia, Rodentia, Spalacidae. The coding region runs from base 64 to 3627 and encodes 1187 amino acids. The transcript has 29 exons. The record is from RefSeq and is a predicted model, not a curated record. Gene Ontology annotation, biological process: phospholipid translocation. Gene Ontology annotation, molecular function: ATP binding; magnesium ion binding; ATP hydrolysis activity. Gene Ontology annotation, cellular component: endoplasmic reticulum; plasma membrane; recycling endosome.
GCGGGGGGCGGCUGCACUUGCGCGGGCAGCCCCGGGGCGUGCGGAGGCGCGGAGGCAGCAGCCAUGGACUGCAGCGUGUUGCGGACGCUCGUGCGUAGAUACUGUGCAGGAGAAGAAAACUGGGUGGACAGUCGGACCAUCUACGUGGGACACAAGGAGCCGCCUCCGGGUGCAGAGGCGUACAUUCCACAGAGAUACCCUGACAACAGAAUCGUCUCCUCCAAGUACACAUUUUGGAACUUCAUACCCAAGAACUUAUUUGAACAAUUCAGAAGAGUAGCUAACUUUUAUUUUCUCAUCAUCUUCCUGGUACAGUUGAUUAUCGACACACCCACAAGUCCAGUGACCAGCGGGCUCCCAUUGUUCUUUGUCAUCACGGUCACAGCCAUCAAGCAGGGUUAUGAGGACUGGCUUCGCCACAAGGCAGACAAUGCCAUGAACCAGUGUCCUGUGCACUUCAUUCAGCAUGGCAAGCUGGUCCGGAAACAAAGUCGGAAGCUGAGAGUUGGAGACAUUGUCAUGGUGAAAGAGGAUGAGACCUUUCCCUGUGACCUGAUCUUCCUCUCCAGCAACCGUGCAGAUGGGACCUGUCACGUCACCACAGCCAGCUUAGAUGGAGAGUCGAGCCAUAAAACUCACUACGCAGUGCAGGACACUAAGGGAUUCCAUACGGAGGAGGAUGUCGACGGGCUGCAUGCCACCAUCGAGUGUGAACAGCCACAGCCUGACCUCUACAAGUUUGUGGGGCGCAUCAAUGUGUACAAUGAUCUGAACGACCCUGUGGUGAGGCCAUUAGGAUCAGAAAACCUGCUUCUCAGAGGAGCCACGCUCAAGAACACGGAGAAGAUCUUUGGUGUGGCUAUCUACACUGGCAUGGAGACCAAGAUGGCCUUGAACUAUCAGUCAAAGUCCCAGAAGAGAUCUGCUGUGGAGAAGUCAAUGAAUGCGUUCUUGAUCGUGUACCUCUGCAUCCUGGUGAGCAAGGCCCUGGUCAACACAGUGCUAAAGUAUGUGUGGCAGAGCGAGCCCUUCCGAGAUGAACCAUGGUACAACCAGAAGACCGAGGCAGAGCGCCAGAGGAAUCUGUUUCUCAGGGCCUUCACCGACUUCCUGGCCUUCAUGGUCCUCUUCAACUACAUCAUCCCAGUGUCCAUGUAUGUCACAGUGGAGAUGCAAAAGUUCCUUGGCUCCUACUUCAUCACCUGGGAUGAAGACAUGUUUGAUGAAGAGAUGGGGGAAGGGCCUCUGGUCAAUACAUCUGACCUAAAUGAGGAACUGGGACAGGUGGAGUACAUCUUCACAGACAAGACGGGCACCCUCACAGAGAACAACAUGGCCUUCAAGGAGUGCUGCAUCGAGGGCCAUGUCUAUGUGCCCCACGUCAUCUGCAAUGGGCAGGUCCUCCCCGACUCUUCUGGCAUUGACAUGAUUGACUCUUCCCCGGGUGUCAGUGCGAGGGAGCGAGAGGAGCUAUUCUUCCGUGCUCUCUGCCUGUGUCACACAGUCCAAGUGAAGGACGACGAUCACGGGGAUGAUGUGGAUGGUCCCCAGAAAUCGCCAGACUCCAAGUCCUGUGUAUACAUAUCAUCCUCACCCGAUGAGGUGGCGCUGGUCGAAGGUGUCCAGAGGCUCGGUUUCACAUACCUAAGGCUGAAAGACAACUACAUGGAGAUACUGAACAGAGACAAUGACAUAGAAAGAUUUGAACUGUUGGAUGUUCUAAGUUUUGACUCUGUACGAAGAAGAAUGAGUGUGAUCGUAAAAUCUGCCACAGGAGAAAUUUAUCUGUUUUGCAAAGGAGCAGAUUCGUCGAUAUUUCCCCAUGUGAUAGAAGGCAAAGUGGAUCAGGUCCGAUCCAGAGUAGAGCGCAAUGCAGUGGAGGGACUUCGAACCCUGUGUGUUGCCUAUAAGAAGCUUGAGCCAGAAGAAUAUGAAGAUGUUUGCAAACUGCUGCAGGCUGCCAAAGUGGCACUUCAAGAUCGAGAGAAGAAGCUAGCUGAAGCCUAUGAGCAGAUAGAGAAGGAUCUCAUUCUGCUCGGUGCUACAGCUGUGGAAGACCGGCUCCAAGAGAAAGCCGCAGACACGAUUGAGGCGCUUCAGAAGGCGGGCAUCAAAGUCUGGGUGCUCACUGGGGACAAGAUGGAGACGGCCGCGGCCACCUGCUAUGCCUGCAAGCUCUUCCGCAGGAGCACACAGCUGCUGGAGCUGACCACCAAGAGGAUCGAGGAACAGAGCCUACAUGAUGUUCUCUUUGAGCUGAGGAAGACAGUGCUGCGCUGCAGUGGAAGCCUGACCAGAGACUCCUUCUCAGGACUUUCGACGGAUAUGCAUGACUAUGGUUUAAUUAUCGAUGGAGCUGCACUGUCCUUGAUAAUGAAACCCCGAGAAGAUGGGAGCUCGUCCGGCAACUACAGAGAGCUCUUCCUGGAGAUCUGUCGGAACUGCAGCGCUGUGCUGUGCUGCCGCAUGGCACCGUUACAGAAGGCCCAGAUUGUUAAGUUGAUCAAAUUUUCAAAGGAGCACCCUAUUACCUUAGCAAUUGGUGAUGGUGCCAAUGAUGUCAGUAUGAUCCUGGAGGCCCACGUGGGCAUAGGCGUCAUUGGGAAGGAGGGUCGCCAGGCUGCAAGGAACAGUGACUAUGCAAUACCGAAGUUCAAGCAUUUGAAGAAGAUGCUGCUUGUUCACGGGCAUUUUUAUUACAUUAGGAUAUCUGAGCUUGUGCAAUACUUCUUUUAUAAGAAUGUCUGCUUUAUUUUCCCUCAGUUUUUGUACCAGUUCUUCUGCGGGUUUUCACAGCAGACUUUGUACGAUACUGCGUAUCUGACUCUCUACAACAUCAGCUUCACCUCCCUCCCAAUUCUUCUGUACAGCCUCAUGGAGCAGCAUGUGGGCAUUGAAGUGCUCAAGAGAGACCCGACCCUGUACAGAGACAUCGCCAAGAAUGCGCUGCUCCGCUGGCGAGUGUUCAUUUACUGGACGUUCCUCGGCGUAUUUGACGCUUUAGUAUUUUUCUUUGGUGCUUAUUUCAUGUUUGAAAACACAACCGUGACCAGCAACGGACAGAUGUUUGGAAACUGGACCUUUGGGACACUGGUAUUCACUGUGAUGGUGUUCACUGUCACCCUGAAGCUGGCAUUGGACACACACUACUGGACUUGGAUAAACCACUUUGUCAUCUGGGGGUCGCUGCUCUUCUACGUUGUCUUUUCCCUGCUCUGGGGAGGAAUUAUCUGGCCAUUCCUCAGUUAUCAGCGGAUGUACUACGUAUUUAUACAUAUGCUGUCCAGUGGGCCUGCCUGGCUGGGCAUCAUGCUGCUUGUCACUGUCAGCCUCCUCCCUGAUGUCCUCAAGAAGGUCCUGUGCAGACAGCUGUGGCCCACAGCAACAGAGAAGACCCAGAACACGCAGCUUCAGGACAGCGCUUCAGAAUUCACCCUUCUGCCCUCUUUACAGAACUGGGGUGCUCAGGGCACCAGACCCUUGGCUGCCCCAUGUAGCUCCCCCUCUAGGAAGGUGGUGUGCACACAGUGGAGGAACAAGGAGUAUGCUGUACUCCCUCCUCAACUAGGCCUUUCCCACAACUUGAGGCAUGGGUGCUGUGGGUCCAGCCUGGAAACGCCCACGUGAUGGACAGAGAGGCUUCCGUCCCAGCCUCUGAGAGCUGUGCUCUCAGGUGCCUGUGUGUGCCUGUGCCCGCCCCACCCAUUUCCCCAAGGAGGUGAGGAUGGGGUCACAGAUCACACACGGGCACAGCACACUGCAGUUUAGACCAUGAGUGACAGAUGUCACUUUACCCCAGGCCUGGUGACUGCAUCCAUCUGGACUGUGAAAAGGGACACUAUGCUUGGCCUCAUCUUGAGCAUCAGAGCUGUGAAGUUGGCCCUGCCAGGCCCGGUGUCCACCUUCCUACCAUUGCCAUCCUCUGCCGUCACUCAGAGAAGAGCCCUCCUUCUUCUCCAAAGCCUCGUGUAUCUUGCACAUAGGCUCUGCACACAUUGUGUUUUGCCGUUCCUCACUCCAUUUCCUGUGUAAACCAUCUAGACUUCUCCUUAGGGAAGUGGCCACAUCACACACUAAGCAGUGUGUCUGUCCUCUGGACCUGUGGCCUUGUGCUCAUGUUCACUCUCCCCUUUACAAAGCCAUUUCCCCUGACCAUAUCUGAACCUGUUUGCAGAGGAGAUGGUGACCCUGUACGUGGGGCUUGUGAGAGUCCCCUUCCUGUUACCUGCUGCCCUGUGGAAAAGGACAUUUUCAUGUGAGGACAGGUCACACUGUCAACCAAGCCUCUCAGGAGUGUCUAUCACAUGUCAGAUGUCAGUUUACCUUAUUGGAAAACAUUUGUUUGGGGGUCCUGGGGAAAGGUGGUUUGGGGCACCCAGGGGGGUAUUUUUCUCACCCAGCAGUGGGCCCAUACUUAAGCAAUUCGCAGCUCAACAUGCCUCUCGCUGGUGCCACACAGUUUCCUUCCAGGGCAUUAUUUGGCAUGAGGGACCGUCAGAAGGCCGCUGUACUGUGAAUUUCAGCUGCUUCCUGCACUGGCAUUUCUGUUUAUAGCAGAGCAUCUGACAGACAUAAUGGUCCUAACUUAGAGAAGACAUUUCAUUAUGGUAUAGCCUUUCAGAAAGUGCCAGCCAGACCGUGGGAGAAAGCCAGCCCCCAUCUCUGUGACGUCAUGCAGUGAGCUUGGGUUCAUGGAGGGGGUCAUGGAGGGGGCAUGGGCACUUGAGAGCCAAUAUCCUGGGAAGCACAAAUUUUGUAAUGUGAUUGCACAAGGUUUCACUAUAAACAGUGUGCUUGAAUUAGGGGAUGAGCCGGCAGGAGCAGUUGUUGGAUGUGGCAGUUGGGGGUGCUGGGAGGAGCAUAAGUACCACACCAAAGAUCAGGGGUGGCCUUUAGCUGAGAGCCGACAGAGAUGUGUAGCUCUGUACUGAGGGCCACAUACCCUCUUGCCAGCCAGCCCACCCACAUUGGCAUGUGUCAGCCCAGGCUUGGAGCCCCAGUCCACACUAACCCUUCAACAGUGGUGUGUGUGCAUUUUUACAACCCUUUUUAAGAACCCCAAAUGGGUACAAAUAUCGUACCUGUGGGGAGGGGCAGAUUAUGUUUAGUUAACAAAUUAUUUGUAAUGUAUUUUUUUAGGGAUCU